Messenger RNA from Zychaea mexicana, 972 nucleotides. RefSeq lists its product as uncharacterized. The transcript has 2 exons. Bases 1 to 972 code for a protein of 323 amino acids. The record is from RefSeq and is a predicted model, not a curated record. NCBI's taxonomy places the organism in Eukaryota, Fungi, Mucoromycota, Mucoromycetes, Mucorales, Lichtheimiaceae.
AUGAUAUCAAGACAGCUUUGUCGUCGUAUCCCAGGGCGAAGAACCACUACUAGCGUCACUACGAGUGCGACUCGACUAACAACACAGACCCGCCUUUAUUCGUCAUCGUAUCGUGAUAAUGAUCGUAACAGCAGUGGAAGCAGCAGUAGCAGCAGUAGCAGUAAUAGCAACAAUGAUAACAACGGUCAGAGUGUCCCUUCACAGCAACAGACGAAAGCGACUGCUCAAGAGCGUUUAUCAUUUAUGCCUGUGGUCAACAUGCCCGAAGCUGAAUUUGCACAUAAUGCCUUUUUUUCGUUACAUCGACCUUUGUUGGGCUUGUCAUCCGAUGAAGAGCGACCAUUCUUUACAGCAACGUCAACAGCCCGGCAUCGUGGCCCUAAUCAAAUACAAAAAAUGUUGGGCAUAGAACAACCAAAAGAUGGUGAUGCUGAAGCAGCACUGAAUGCAGAAGACGAAGCUGUGACACAUUACAUGAUGAACCUUAGGCCAUUUGAACCUCCACGAUUGCCUCAGGAUACCACCGGCAGCGAAGCAAUUGGCCAGCAGAACGAGGACGAAGAAGGAGAAACAGUGGUGACGUUAAGCUUUGAGGAUGGGCAUUCGGCAUACGACGACAUUGAAGCGAUCCAUAUGGACCAAUCCAUGCCUAUUUUCCAUAUGCCCGACAGCGAUGAAGUGGUUGAUUACUUGACAGCAAUGCAAGACAAGUUACAGCAGCGACAACAUCAGUUGGAUACUUGGAAGGUACAGGAUUAUCAACAGCAGCAGCAGCAGCAGGAGGAGGAAGAGGAUCAAGUACUACAAGUGGAAGAGGAGAACGGUAGAAGACGCGGCGCAAACCGGCCGAUUGUUCAUGCGGCUACUGCGGCUGAAGCAAGAAAACGGACCAUGUCCAUACAGCAACAUAGACAACGUACAAGACGACAGCGACCGAUCGCCAUGAUAGACAGGAAACAAUACACCAAGUAG